UUUAUACAUUAUAAAUCAGUAAUAUUUGUGCAUUAUGCUAAAAAAUGAAUUAAACUGCUGCUACAAAUGUAGAAAAAUAAAAUUUUCCAGGUUUUUUACUACAAAUCAUGUUAAUUCAGAAAUAUUAUCGGAUCUGUUUGGGUUAAGUUCCUUAGAAUCGAAGUUGUUCAUAGAAAAAAACAAAUUACAAAAUAGAGAAGCACAACUUUUGAUGAAUUGCACAAAAUACUGCAGAAAGUUGGGUUACACCGAUAAUGAAAUUUUGGCAACUCCUACUUUAUUGCGGUUACAUCCUUUAGAACUUGAACAGCACCAUUUAAGUUUGGAAGAGGGUGGUUUUCAGUCAAUUGGCCCAAAAAUAUUGGCAAGGGCUCGAAAUUACAUGAGAAAGGUGAUCAGUAUCUUGAAAUCAAAAAAUAUUAUACAUGAGAAGACCAAUGUACCACAACAUUUUUUAAAUUAUAUUGAAGAUGUGAAUAUAGCAAAUAAAAUAUCAGUAAUACGAUUCUCUGAUGCUAAUGUAUGGAAUGAAGUUCAUAAAUCUAUUUUACAAUCUUUUUUGAGAAUGAGAUUAAAUGCAACUGAAGAUGAAAUCAUCAGAUUAUUCAGAAUUCAUAAAACAAUAAAGAAUAAAAGUUUUAGAGUAGUUCAGGAAAAUAUUGCUAUUGCUGAAGAUUUGGGUUUCGAUCAAAGAAAAUUAAUAAAACAUGGUUAUCUCUUGCAUAACUAUCCUAAGUAUCCAAAAACUGUUCUUAAGGAUUUUCCUAACUUAGCUGGUUCAGAUAUGAGAAAAGCUAUGUGGAUGUAUCCCAAGUUGGUAAUGGCAUCACCUACCAAUAUUAUCAAAAUAUACGGAACGCUAAAGGAAUUCGAUAUAGAAGAUGCAGUAAUAAGGAAGCAAAUGAACGUUUUCCAUUUGUCCCCAACUACAGUGAAGUUACGAUUAGAAGAAAUUGAACAGUCUCCAGAUUUCAGAGUAUUGCUAAAACAUCCAAAAUUGUUAUCUCUUAUUGUUCACCACAAUAGGGCAAAAUCUAGACUUUCAUUUCUACAGCAGUUGCAAUUAAGAUGUGCUAGUUUUACUGUUUUAGGGUAUGAUGACGAUGAGAUAUUCAACGAUUAUAUCAGAGAAGGAAAAGAUAUUAAUAAGUUUCUCGAUGUACUGAUAUUUUUAAAGAAAUUGUUCAAUGUGAAUGAGGAAUACAUUAAAAAGAAGUUGAAGAUUCAUCCAUUUUAUUUGCAAGUUCCCUUGAAAGAUAUGCAAAAUACUUACGAUUUUUUGAUCAGUCAACACUUUCGAUGUAGUGAUAUUCUUAAAGUUAUGCAAAUUAUAUUGUAUCCACAAGAGAAAAUAGAAAAAAAACUUAACGAAAUGCAAUCUAAUAAAGAAAUAAAUUUUGAAUCUGUUACUCCAGCGAAGAAAUUGAAUCUAUUACUGUACUUCAUAGAAAGAGAUCAUCAUUUUACUGGCAAUGGAAUAUGGAUGAAAUAUAAUGAGGUAACUGAUAUGUCAGAGAAAUCUAAUCAAUAAAAGCAUAGGUAAUUUUA
Messenger RNA from Anoplophora glabripennis (Asian longhorned beetle), 1548 nucleotides. RefSeq names its product transcription termination factor 5, mitochondrial (gene mTerf5). Gene Ontology annotation, molecular function: double-stranded DNA binding. Gene Ontology annotation, cellular component: mitochondrial matrix. Gene Ontology annotation, biological process: termination of mitochondrial transcription; regulation of DNA-templated transcription. The record is from RefSeq and is a predicted model, not a curated record. The transcript is spliced from 7 exons. Lineage: Eukaryota; Metazoa; Arthropoda; Insecta; Coleoptera; Cerambycidae. The coding region runs from base 35 to 1531 and encodes 498 amino acids.